CGGGGAUAUAACAAGGUUGCUCAAGCAGAAAAACGCAUUCAUGUUUUAUGGAGGCCUCGGUCGUUGCAAAACUUUCAAUGUAUCAUUGUGAUGGCGCGAAGGAACUAAAACAUUCUCUAAUACAAAAUACCGUUACCGUGUGGGACAUAUCAGAAGCUGAGAAGCAGCUUAUUCAACUGGAAGGAAUUGUGACAUUACGGGCUGAGCCGAGAGUCGCUGUCAGAAAAUUAAAGUCCAAAGUACUUCUGUGCGAUGAGUUCUCAGCUAGCUUCAAAGCACCGCUGUUUUCGAUCAAGGUUCUCUUCCAACAUCAGAAGAUGUGUUUGGCAAUCUCGACGUGCCCGCAAUAUAUCUCCAGGAGGAUAUAAAUAAACACAUGUGAGAACCAUUGUUUCUGUUUGCAGUCCGUGUCGCAGCGAUAUUUUAUGUUUGCUGGCGGCUUACUUUUUGAUAUCGAUUACACUUCCUAUAAAUUCUUAGCUAUGAAACUCG
Dicrocoelium dendriticum is the source of this 492-nucleotide messenger RNA. The record is from the annotation of a GenBank genome assembly. Lineage: Eukaryota; Metazoa; Platyhelminthes; Trematoda; Plagiorchiida; Dicrocoeliidae.